Molecule: messenger RNA, 2588 nt
Organism: Oncorhynchus masou masou (cherry salmon)
Lineage: Eukaryota; Metazoa; Chordata; Actinopteri; Salmoniformes; Salmonidae
Product: chromosome transmission fidelity protein 18 homolog
Exons: 18
Coding region: 129-2588 (819 amino acids)
Molecular function (GO): ATP hydrolysis activity; ATP binding
Source: RefSeq, a predicted model, not a curated record
ACGCGGACAGGAGAAGACAAAAACGAACAAAAACGGAACCGACUGAAAAAGUAUUAUUGCAUAGAUAUUAUUAUCAUAUUAUACACCUCGGCUGUCCGGUACAUACCGGUCAACUUGACUGACCACUAAUGGACGAGUAUGACGAGAUGUUCGGGAUAGAGGACGAGUAUGAACAACAGUUCGCUGAUGAGCUGGAGGUCCUGGCUGAGAUGGACUUUCAUCCAGCUCCUUCCACUAAGCGUUCAGAGUUCCGGAAGCAGAAGCCUCAGUCGUUCCAGGAAGCCAUCACCGCUGGUGACCAGCCACUCAGGAGCCAAUCACAGGCAUCGUCAGAACGGAGCCUCGGCCAAUUGGAAGGCCCGUCUGUGGCGUGUGACGGAGAGGACAUAGAACACCUGCUGGCGGACGAGCCAAUCACUCCCAAGGCUAAGCGUCUGAGGCAGGAUGUGGCAAAGAAGCUGUUUGAGGUGUCUCAGGUUGAUGACAUCACCCCCCCGUCGUCACCAGAGGAGUUCCAUCGAACCCCGAGCAGCAGACCCCAGCUAAUCCCGGUGAUCUUGGACAUCAGUGGCUUCGCAGCCAUCCAGGAGUCUCCUCGGAGAGUCACCGCGGCAACGUCGUGUCACGUUCUGAAGCGCCCCCCGGCCGAGGGGGGAUACAUUAGUGUGACGGACCAGACAGGAAACCGCGUCUACCUCCGACAGACAGACGACCUGAGGGGAAAGGCUGUGGACCCCAGUGCUUUUCGUAGCUCCCAUAAUGCAUUGGGUUUGCUGGCUGUUCCCAUCGAGGUACUGAGAGAACAGGUGGCCGAGAAGCGUCAUCGCCAAGUGGUGGAGGAAUCUCAGCGCCUAACAGAGCGACUCAACAGUCAAGUGGAUGAAGAGUUUGGAGAGCUGGACGGCAGACAGAGAGAAGAGGGGGAUCGAGAGGAGGAGGAAUCUUCUCGUCUCUGGGUGGAUCAGUUUUCUCCUCAACACUACACUGAACUACUCAGCGACGACUUCACCAACCGCUGUUUGCUGAAGUGGCUGAAGCUGUGGGACCAGGUGGUGUUUGGACGAGAGAGGAAGACACGCCCACCCCCAGCCGAGAGGCCCGACCAGAACACAGCCAAUCCGGACCAGGGACGCUUCAAUAAGGGCCGGGGUCGCUUUAAUUCCACCAACCGGAGCCAGGGGAACUUUAAUCAAGCCAAUCAGAAAUUUAAGACCAAGAGUCAGAUCACUGAGGAGCUUCUGGAGGCCGAACUGGACCAAUACAAAAGGCCCAAAUACAAGGUGGUGCUGCUGUCUGGUCCUCCGGGUUUAGGGAAGACCACUCUGGCCCACAUCAUCGCUAAGCAUGCUGGGUACAACGUGGUGGAGAUUAACGCCAGUGAUGACCGCAGUGCGGAGCUGUUCCAGAAGCGUAUCGACACAGCGACCCAGAUGAGGUCAGUGCUGGGAGCCAAUGAGAAGCCUAACUGCCUCAUCAUCGACGAGAUCGACGGAGCACCCGCCGCUGCCAUCAGCAUCCUAUUGGCCACUCUGAACAGGAAGGACAGCCAGGGGGCGGAGUCAGAGGCGGAGCCUCUAAAGAAGAAGAAGAAAAAAGAGUCGGUCCUCCUCCGACCAAUCAUCUGCAUCUGUAACGACCUGUAUGUUCCAGCCCUGAGGCCUCUGAGGCAGCAGGCGUUUCUAUUGGCCUUCCCCCAGACACAGCCUUCCCGCCUGGCACAGAGACUGGCUGAGAUCUCCAGGGGCCAGGGUAUGAAGGCUGACAUGGGGACUCUGAUGGCUCUCUGUGAGAAGACGGACAACGACAUCAGAUCCUGCAUAAACACACUGCAGUUCCUCCACGGUCGAGGGAAGAGACAGCUGGACGUGCAGUCGGUCCAGUCCAUGAGGAUCGGUCAGAAGGAUCAGAAUAAAGGACUGUUCAACCUCUGGCAGGAGAUCUUCCAACUGCCGCGCAUCAAACGGAAGCGUGUGGGCGAGGAGCUGGAGGAGGGCCUUAGAGAAGGAGGCGGGGCCGAGAGACUACAGCACAUCCUUCACCUGGCCUCUUCCACCGGAGAGCACGACAAACUCACACAGGGUCUCUAUGAUAACUUCCUGUCUAUGCGUGUUAAGGACCCCGGUCUUGGCAGAGUGUGUCAGGCUCUGGAUUGGUUGGGCUUCUCAGAUGGGUUGACCCAGGCCAUGCUGCAAGGACAAAACUUCUCUCUGCUGCGAUACCAGCCCUUCCUCCCCGCAGCUUUCCACUUCCUGUUUGCUCACACACACGUCCCCCGCAUCAACUACCCCCACAGCCAGUACGAGGCUCUAACUAAGACCUCAGCCAGCAGGAACGCUCUGGCGGCCAUGUUGUCUGAAGUCCCAGCAUGCAUCAGGACUAGAGUCAGUGAGCUUAGUCUCAGUCUGGACAUCCUGUCGCUCCUGCUGGAUAUCAUCUGUCCCAAACUACGACCUGUGAACCCCCAACUGUUCAGCGACAGAGAGAAACAGCAGCUGGUUGAUCUGAUUCACACCAUGAUCUCCUACAACCUGUCCUACAGACAGGACAGAACGCCUGAUGGACAAUACAUCUACGUUCUGGAGCCGUGA